AUGAGGAUGUGGAAACCGCCAUUUGAGCACAUUGAUCCUAUCACCAAGUUAACAGGUGCCGCGAUAUCAAGCAGCCUCUUGAAGCAACAUCUGUCCAUAAAGCAGAGUGAACUCUUGUCUGAGGCUCUUUCGUGGACGAUUCUGCCGGCCAUCCACCAUUACUGGGGAAGUUCAAGGGCUCGCAACGGCUCAAGGGCAACAUUACCAGGAUCAGUAGAGCAUACACCUGCAUCCGGUGCAUCCUUGUGGGCAGUUGCUCUGGCAGUGUCUUCCGCGUCUGUCUAUCAAGCAGAGUAUGGAAUCAUUGCUUUCUUUCCAGCAUUGAGUCCAUUGUUGGCUGCAGUGCAAACGUACACCGAACAUGUUGGGAUUCAUGCGGGGGUAAGAUCUGCGCCAGGCCAAGACAGAGUGUGGGUCUCGGCUUUUAUUGCUGUGCUCUGUAUAAUCACACUGGCCAGCUGGGAUCUCCGAGCCAGUGCGCUGUCGGGGAUUCCAGUGGUGGGACUGCUGGUCGUUUACCUCGGUUUGACGCGGCCGCACAAGUCUGGCAAGCGCGCUUCACACCGUAGACCCGUUGCUACAGGGUAUAUCAUACGACCGCUGUCAUUUCGAGUGGUGGUCACUCUGUUCGCUGUACUCGGCGUGGAAAUUGCGGUGUUCGGGCCUCCAAAGACCCCUGUUGGGGGCACCAUCUCGCUAGGUGUUGCUAAAUCGUUGAUGUGGUAUUUCCUCCUGCAGAUAGCUGAGCAUUGUUCCUGGUCAGUGACUGCGGCCAUAGGGACAUUUAGCAUUGUGGCCACCAGGAAUCCAUUCACCUUGACCUCGAAUAUUCAGGCAUUGUCCCAUCUUAUCGCAUCAUUGUUUGCCCUAUGGCAGGUUAUCUCCCUUCUACCGGAUAAGGCCAAAUCCAGAUCUGCCCUCUGGAUAUGCAUUAUCGUCUAUUUAGUCCCAUACCUGAUCAACAAUUACUCCAUCCACGUUGCAAACACCUCAGUGAUACAGUCCUCCACGCAUCCGAUCGACCUAUUCAUUCAAGAUGCCAAGGCCAAUUUUCAAUCCUUGCUCGAAAGACAGUCUAACAGUUAUACCGCAGCCUGUGAGGAAUACCGCCGCCGCUACGGCAUCGAACCACCUCCGGGCUUUGAAAAUUGGUAUAAUUUCGCCAAAGCACAUCAAUCAGUGGUCAUCGAUGACUUCGACAUCAUUUAUGAUAGAAUCUCCCCAUUCUGGAGUAUCAGCGGGACCGAGGUUACUGAAGCCAUCGACCGUUUACAACAUACGCCAAACAGUGAUGGAUGGGUUUGUAUGUUCUCGGCUGAGGAAGCCAGAACGAAUUGCAACCAUCCUCACCGCAGCGUCGAUAGAAAUAUCCAAGGAUUUCUUAACGCAGUACUGACAGAUCUGCGCGGCCUUCUACCGGAUGUCAAAUUUCUUGUCAACCACCUUGAUGAGCCCAGGGUACUGCUACCGCCAUCCUCUGAGAGGUCAGGAUCACUUCACAUGACAAACUAUUCCAAGAGACCCGUCUGGGAUACAUUGGUCAGGUCCUGUCCUUCACAGGGCAGCAUGGAUGCUGACAGACCGACGGUUGAAGCGUUUGGUCUCCCGUUUCUGACCGACCGUCGCUCGACAACAGAUAUAUGCAGCCAUCCGGAGUACCGUGGAUCACACGGACUCUUGCUCAGCCCUACAUCAUUUCCCUUAAUCGAAGGCUUGGUUCCUAUACUCUCCACCGGCUCGGUGUCGACCAUGGGAGACAUCUUGUAUCCCAGCCCUGCCUAUCUUGAGCCGGAAUUUGAAUAUGUAGAGGCCAAGGACAUCAGCUGGGACUCCAAACACAACAAUCUCUACUGGGCCGGCUCGACCACCGGUGGCUUUGCGGUGAAUGAUGAUUGGCAAAGCUUCCACCGACAGCGAUUUGUCAAGCUGGCUCAAAACCUAGGAAACGGACACCAUUUUUAUCUUCGGGAAGGCAAAGGCGUGGUCAACCUAGUGAAAUCGUCCUUCCUCAACAGCAAACUAUUCGACGUUGCCUUUACCAGAAUUCUCCAAUGCGAGACACGCUAUUGCCGAGACCAAGAAGCCCUCUUUCGAACCAAAUCAUGGGCAGACAAGGACGAGGCCUUGCAGUCGCGUCUGGUGUUUGACAUCGACGGCAAUGGUAUCAGUGGCCGGUACUACAAACUGCUUGCGUCGAAGUCUGCGCCGCUCAAACAGACACUGCUGCGAGAAUGGCACGACGACCGUCUGCUGCCGUGGGUUCAUUACAUUCCCGUCAGUCAGAGCAUGGAGGAGCUACCUGAAAUAGUUAUGUAUUUCACCUCUGAGGCUGGGCAGAAACGAGCCCGGGAGAUUGCGGAGAACGGGCGGGAGUGGUUCUCCAAGGCCUUUCGCAAGGAGGAUCUGACUAUCUAUAUGUAUCGGGUUUUGCUUGAGCUGGCCAGACUUCAGGAUCCGAAGAGGUCUGCAAGGAGAGCUUGA
Messenger RNA from Aspergillus udagawae, 2481 nucleotides. RefSeq names its product glycosyltransferase family 90 protein. The transcript has 3 exons. Bases 1 to 2481 code for a protein of 826 amino acids. The record is from RefSeq and is a predicted model, not a curated record. Lineage: Eukaryota; Fungi; Ascomycota; Eurotiomycetes; Eurotiales; Aspergillaceae.